This is a messenger RNA of Phalacrocorax carbo (great cormorant), 3473 nucleotides long. The record is from RefSeq and is a predicted model, not a curated record. NCBI's taxonomy places the organism in Eukaryota, Metazoa, Chordata, Aves, Suliformes, Phalacrocoracidae.
UCCUAUAUAAGGUGGGGCAAGGCUGGGCGGGGGCGGUGCCCCUGUCCGAGUCCCGCGGUCGCCGGUUGCGUCCCGCUCUGCUUUCCGCUGCGGCGCCGCCCGCUCGGCCCGCUCCGCCGGGAGCCCGGCCGGCCGCGGGGAUGGGUGACAUGGAAUCCUACAAGGUGAUGCUGAAUGGGCCGGCACCCUGGGGCUUCAGGCUGCAGGGAGGGAAGGAUUUCAGCAUGCCGCUCUCGAUCUCCAGGCUGACGCCGGGUGGGAAGGCAGCCCAGGCCGGCGUGGGAGUGGGCGACUGGGUGCUGUACAUCGAUGGGGAGAGCACCAGCUCCAUGACACACAUCGAGGCCCAGAACAGGAUCCGUGCCUGCGGGGACAGGCUCUGCCUCACCCUGAACAGAGCCCAGAACCACCUGGGGAAGCCGCAGAAGGACUCGCUCCCCUGCUCUGAACCCCUGAAAUAUAACUUCGCUCCCAGCACUGCCCUCAACAAAACAGCUCGGCCUUUCGGCUGGCUCACCUCCGAACCCACGGCCCGGGCUGGUGACGAAACCCGUGACGUACACACCCCUGGUGCCUGCCUGCACCCCCCAGCACAAUGGGUGCUGAGCCUUGACAAGCAGCCCCUGCAGCCGCUGGAGCCCCCCAGCACCCCUGUGUGCGACCCUGUGAAGUUGCAGCUGAUAGAGGACGCUGAGGACUGGCAGCCCCGCACUGGGACCUCCCAGUCCCGCUCCUUCCGCAAACUGGCCCAGCUGAUGGGCACAGACAGCAUGGAGGAUCGAGAGGAUGAGCUUGUUAAAAAGCCCAGAGCCAAGCUGUUGAUGGAGCCACAGAGCCCACGCUGUGCUUACCCCAUGACAGGCACCACCAGCACUCAGUCACUCCAGAGCUGGUCUGGCAAGGGGGUUGGGGUGUGUGAGGGCACCUUUGCGAUUGCUGUCCUGUGCUGCAGUGCCAGGCAGGGUCCGUGCAGACUGCUGGCUGAGCGCCUGCCCUCUGUCACUCGCAGGCAGCCUCCACAACUGCUGGAGCCCCCCAGCACCCCUGUGUGUGACCCUGGGAAGUUGCGAAUGAUAGAGGAUGCUGAGAACUGGCAGCCCCGCACUGGGACCUCCCAGUCCCGCUCCUUCCGCAAACUGGCCCAGCUGAUGGGCACAGACAGCAGUAAGUUCGCACAGGGCUGUCUGGCUGCCAUGGGGUUGGAGGAUCAAGAGGAUGAGCUUGCUAAAAAGCCCAGAGAUCGCUGUCCUGAUCCAAAGCAGGGUCCAUGCAUGGUGCUGGCUGAGUACCUGCCCUCUGUCACUCGCAGGCAGCCCCCACGACUGCUGGAGCCCCCCGGUACCCCUGUGUGCGACCCUGGGAAGUUGCAGCUGAUAGAGGAUGCUGAGGACUGGCAGCCCCGCACUGGGACCUCCCAGUCCUGCUCCUUCCGCAAACUGGCCCAGCUGAUGGGCACAGACAGCAUGGAGGAUCGAGAGGAUGAGCUUGUUAAAAAGCCCAGGUGGCACCUUUGGGAUUGCUGCCCUGUUUCAAAGCAGGAUCCAUGCAUGGUGCCAGCUGAGUGCCUGCCCUCUGUCACUUGCAGGCAGCGCCUGCAGCUGCUGGAGCUCCCCAGCACCCCUGUGUGCAACCCCAGGAAGUUGCAGCUGAUAGAAGAUGCUGAGGACUGGCAGCCCCACACUGAGACAUCCCAGUCCCGCUCCCUCUGUAAACUGGCCCAGCUGAUGGGCACAGACAGCAUGGACGUUCAUGAUGAUGUGUUUGUUGAAAAGCCCAGCCAGGUCUCUGUGCUGGACCCGUCCCCAGGAGCAGCAAUGAAGACAGAGCCAGGACUGGCCCCCAGGACCCCUGCUGCCACCCCUGGCCCUGCCAGCCGCCCACCCUGGGCUGUGGACCCCUCAUUUGCUGAGCGCUAUGCCCCAGACAAGACGAGCACGGUGGUGAGCAAGCACAGCCAGCCAGCCACACCGACCCCCAUGCAGAACCGCAGCUCCAUCGUGCAGGCGGCGCAGCAGGCCCCUGAAGGGCCUGGCCGCACACCCCUCUGCUACAAGUGCAACAAGGUCAUCAGGGGACGCUACCUGGUGGCGCUGGGACAUUACUACCACCCCGAGGAGUUCACCUGCUGCCAGUGCAGGAAGGUGCUGGAUGAGGGCGGAUUCUUUGAGGAGAAAGGCUCCAUCUUCUGCCCAAAGUGCUAUGACACGCGCUAUGCGCCCAGCUGCGCCAAGUGCAAGAAGAAGAUCGCUGGGGAGGUCAUGCAUGCGCUGAAGAUGACCUGGCACGUGCAGUGCUUCACCUGUGCUGCCUGCAAAACUCCCAUCCGCAACCGUGCCUUCUACAUGGAGGAGGGACAACCCUACUGUGAGAGAGACUACGAGAAGAUGUUUGGCACCAAGUGCCGUGGCUGCGACUUCAAGAUUGACGCUGGGGACCGGUUCCUGGAGGCGCUGGGGUUCAGCUGGCAUGACACUUGCUUUGUCUGUGCGAUCUGCCAGACCAACCUGGAAGGGAAGACUUUCUACUCCAAGAAGGACAAGCCGCUCUGCAAAAGCCAUGCUUUCUCCCAUGUGUGAGGGGUGGGAGUUCAGCUGUGCCUACACGUGCCCCUGGCCCUGCAUGCUCCUCUCCCCCUAGCCCCCGCUGCCCCCAGGGAGCCAGGCUGGGCCCUCACCCCAUUCCCCUUGCUCCUGCCUCUUUCAUAGCAGCUCCUAGCCCGGCUCCAGCCGGAGGUGGUGCUGGGCUUGAAGCCCCUUUAUACCUGGGUGGCUGCUUCUGUGCCCUCUGGCUGGCCCUAGGAAGGGGAUGCUGCAUGGGUCUCCUGCCCCCGAGCCAUACAGUGUGGUAGCCACAGCUGUGCUGAGACUGGGGUUGGAGAGGGUCCAGCACAGUAGGGCUGUUCCCUUGCUCACCUGGGGCCCCGUUGCCUGGCAGCUCAGCACCGGGUCAGGGACUCUCCUAGCACAUCCCUGAGCAGGUGAGGACCAGCUCCCCAGCCCCCUGCCAAGCUCCCCCUGCCUUCCCUGCUGCAUGCUUAGUGCAUGAGGCUGGAGCCCCAGCCCUGCUCCCCUGCCAGGGCCCAGCCCACAGCCACUCCCUGGCCACUCUGCAAACUGCUGUGGUGGCUUCCUACCCUGGCUGCAUGCUGGUGGGGGUCUGUGCCUAGUGUUCCCCUACCCAGUUGGCCUGUUGCUCUCCGGGGGCUGGUGUGCAGCAGCACCCCCAGCCCAACCGUGCUGGGAAGCAGGGCAGCAUGCCAAGCCUGCCUCAGCCGCAGGCUGGUAGUGUGUGUUGAUGGCCAGCCAGCCAGUGGGCUCUCGCAGGGCUUGGGAAUGGCUUCCUACCAAAAAGCGCCUGCCACCAUCGUCCCAGGCCUGUAAAUGCCUCUCCCAAACCCACACUCUCCGGUUGGACUGCCGCUGAUGUAGCCAUGGUGCUUUUAGUGCCUUUAAUAAACACUUCUCUGCAAGUGC